This is a messenger RNA of Bathycoccus prasinos, 696 nucleotides long. RefSeq lists its product with no specific name. The record is from RefSeq and is a predicted model, not a curated record. Bases 1 to 696 code for a protein of 231 amino acids. NCBI's taxonomy places the organism in Eukaryota, Viridiplantae, Chlorophyta, Mamiellophyceae, Mamiellales, Bathycoccaceae. The transcript has a single exon. Gene Ontology annotation, molecular function: protein folding chaperone. Gene Ontology annotation, biological process: ribulose bisphosphate carboxylase complex assembly.
AUGGUGUUGAUGAUGCGUGCGCCGUAUUUUUCCCCCGUCGUCGCGCGUCAUCAUAAUUCCUUUUCCGAGAAAGUCCCGAACGCUUCGUCUGCCUUCGGCCACGUAACGACCAACGCGAACACCAACUUUAAAAGAAGAAGACGAACGACAGAGAAUACUAAGAACAAGAACAACAACAGAAGAAGAGGCACUUUGAUCGUGCGAAACGGGGAUUUAGGCGGCAAUUACGGCGACUCCUUCGCGGACGUGGACAACUUACUGGUCAAUUAUUUCACCUUCAAAGCGUUGAAGUCCUCCUUAGCGCAGAUGCAAGAGACGGAUUUGAGCCCGGGAAAAGGCGAGUAUAAAUGGCUGUAUAAUUUUGCCAGCGUGAACUAUAAAAACGACGGACAGAAAUUCAUACGAGCGUUAUUCGCGGAAGGAAGAAGAGAUCACGCGGAACGAUUGAUUAAGCAGAGGGAGGAUUUGCUUCAAAGAUGGAUAAAACGCUUCGCGGAUACCGGCGGAUUAGACUGCGGCGUAAAAAUGAACCGAGAGAACUUGAGUUUGUUGCGAGAACACAUGAUGAAUUCAGUCUCGUUUGCCGAGGAAGGGGUAGGCGGUAUUGAUUUAGACGGGAGGGGCAUGGACGAUGCCAAGGAUGAAGGAGAGGCCGGAGAAGACGAGGAGUGCGAGGAGUGCGAUUUGCAGUCUUAA